Messenger RNA from Ctenopharyngodon idella (grass carp), 1650 nucleotides. RefSeq names its product forkhead box L2b (gene foxl2b). The record is from RefSeq and is a predicted model, not a curated record. The coding region runs from base 421 to 1293 and encodes 290 amino acids. NCBI's taxonomy places the organism in Eukaryota, Metazoa, Chordata, Actinopteri, Cypriniformes, Xenocyprididae. Gene Ontology annotation, biological process: anatomical structure morphogenesis; cell differentiation; regulation of transcription by RNA polymerase II. The transcript has 3 exons. Gene Ontology annotation, molecular function: RNA polymerase II cis-regulatory region sequence-specific DNA binding; DNA-binding transcription factor activity, RNA polymerase II-specific.
CAAUUUCAGAGGCGUGAAGGAGCCGAUAGAUGCUGAUGACAUACAGAACACACAGCUGUUACACCUAGAGCAGCUCGUGUAUGUGCCUGAUGAAGGUGUUCUUGUGAAGCAUCAGUCGGGCUGUGAGGAUGAGAGAGAUGAGUGACGAAAGCGGAAUAUGACGAGAAGAUCCGCGCGAGUCUGACGACAGCAGAGUUUCGCCUUUCACGGGAGGAAAAAAAGUUUGCAGGAUCUUCCAGAAGAACCUUCGAGCUUAAACGACAUUGAGAUCCCGAGUCCAUCACAGCAAAACCCGAGAGUUACCGGAGCACGAGCUCUUGUUUCAUUCACACGGACAAUAUUUAAGAGUUUCUGUCAUCAUUUAUGGAUCUGCGGUGACCUGAUGCGUGAACAGACCAUCCAGAAGAGCUAAAAUCAGCGAUGGCAUCUUACCAUAGCUUAGAUGAUGACGCAAUGGCUUUGAUGGUCCACGACACCAACGCGGUGAAGAAAGAAGAGUUCGCGAAGGACGAGCCGGUCCAGGAGCCGAGUUCGGAGAAAGCGGACCCGUCGCAGAAGCCGCCGUACUCGUACGUGGCUCUGAUCGCCAUGGCCAUCCGAGAGAGCUCGGAGAAGAGACUGACCCUGUCCGGCAUCUACCAGUACAUCAUCACCAAGUUCCCCUUCUACGAGAAGAACAAGAAGGGCUGGCAGAACAGCAUCCGGCACAACCUGAGUCUCAACGAGUGCUUCAUCAAAGUUCCCCGGGAGGGCGGCGGCGAGCGCAAGGGCAACUACUGGACCCUGGACCCGGCCUGCGAGGACAUGUUCGAGAAGGGCAACUACCGGCGCCGGAGGCGCAUGAAGCGGCCGUUCAGACCGCCGGCGGCUCACUUCCAGCCGGGCAAGUCUCUCUUCGGCGGCGACGGAUACGGCAGCUACCUGCCCGCCCCCAAAUACCUCCAGUCCGGCUUCAUGAACAACAGCUGGCCGCUCGCGCAGCCUCCGCCGCCGAUGAGCUACGCGUCCUGCCAGAUGGGCAACGGCAACAUGGGCGCCAUGAACGUGAAAGGACUGUCGGCCCCGUCGUACAACCCCUACAGCCGAAUGCAAGCCAUGGGCCUGCCGAACAUGAUGAACUCGUACAGCGGGAUGGGGCACCACCAGCACCAGCCGCAGCAGCAGCCCUCGCCGGUCCCGUCCAACAGCGCGGCGGCCCUGCAGUUCACCUGCUCCCGGCAGCCGGCCGAGCUCUACUCGUACUGGGACCACGAGGCCAAAAACUCCACGUUACACUCGCGGAUUGACAUUUGAACCGAAUUCACACCUCGUUCGAGGGGAACUGUCGAUCGUCCGAGGUAAACAGGGUAACUUUCGUUGCUGAAGAACAAACCGAGUCCCUAAAUGUUCCGGGCUGCACGGAUAAAUCAGUUUUACAUUUUAAAUCAGUAGUUUUGAUUCUAUAAGUCUCGACUUCAGGAUAAAACUUAAAAUACUUUUCAUUAAAAAAACACAUGAUCGAAAAAUUAUUUGUUUAUGGACAAUGAGAACAUUUACAAGAUUGUUUGGGACCAUUGUGAUUUUUACGUUUUGGAUUGUCAAACCAGCACUUAUUAUUUUCUAUUUGCUUUCAAUAAACUGUUUUGAUUAAAACGUCUUGGAGACACUCGA